AUGACGGACCUCAAGAGCAACCGAGAACUGUACCAGCAGUACACGGCCACCGCCCCCAAGCUGCUGGCCCACAUCUCCAAGCUGCUCAUCGUCUGCCGCAAUGCCGGCGUUUCCGUCCCAAAGGGCAUCCGGAACAUCUUUGAGCUCACGUGGGAGGAGCUCAUCACCGACCCCAUGGUGCCCACAGCCUCCAGCAUCACGGGCCUGGAGAUCAGCCUCGGAGCCCCGCCGGUGGUGCUGGUGGAGGCCGCCCCACCCCCGGCCCCCCCACAGAAGAAGGCGCCCCCCACCGCGCCAGCCGCGCCCCCGCCGCCCGCGGUGUCCACUCCGCCAGCCAAGUUCCCCGCCGCCCCCCACAGCCACCAGGUGUCCCCUGGCCAGGAGACCCUGCGCCGGUUCCAGCAGCAGUCCAUCCACCUGCUGACGGAGCUCCUCACCCUGAAGAUGAAGGCCAUGCUGGAGUCCGUGUCCGUGGGUGCCAACCCCAGGGACGUCACCCGGCGCUUCGUGGAGGCCAGCCAGCUGCUCCACCUCAACGCCAAGGAGAUGGCUUUCGACUACCUCAUCAGUGCAGCCGGGAAAGACAGCCACGACGUUGGAAAGCUGUGGAAAGAGUCCCUCAUGAACAUGUCAGCCAUAGGGGUGAACUCACCCUACCAGCUAGUCUACGAGUCCACUACCAGUUGCCUGAGCUUUUCCCUCUCAACCACAAAGGAAGUCAAGAAGAAAUCAGGCAAAUCAAAGUAUUUUGAAGACUCGGCCACGUCACCGCUGCAGCGGGGAGCAGCCUCGGCCUCUGACAUCAUGGAGAUCAACGACCCCUGCCCCGAGGCCCGGGAGAAGCUGCAGGAGAUGUGUCGCCACAUAGAAGCUGAGAGGGUCUCCUGGCGAGGAAGGAAUGUCUUCUACCCCACAUUCAUUCGCAACUACAGGGCAAAAAUGCCCUUUCAUCCAGGGUCAGCCCCCAAAGGGGACGCGCAGGCCCCCAGCCCCCAUCACUACCACUCUUCAGGAGCUCAGGCUGCUGCUCCUGCCCUCCAGUACCCCGUCGCCUCCGCCCACCACGCUCACUUCGGUCGGUAUUCUCAGGAGCUGAAGAUGCCCAAGAAGUCCACCAAGCUGCACUACAGCUUCUAUGACGGCUCCUCCUUCGUCUAUUACCCGUCCGGGAACAUCGCUGUGUGCCAGAUCCCGACGUGCUGCCGAGGGAGAGCUGUCACCUUCCUCUUCAACGACAUGCCCACGUUCUCCUUCCUGGCCCUGCUGAACGCAGAAGGCCAGGGCUGCGUCCACUACAACCUCAAGGCUCGCUGCCCUUACGUCUUGAUACUGGACGAGGAAGGCGGGACCACCAGCGACCACAAGGGCUACGUAGUGCACAAGUGGAGCUGGGCUUCCAAGACGGAGACCCUGCUCUCCCUGGAAUACAAGGUAAAUGAGCAAAUGAAGCUGACCAUGCUGGGGCAGGACUCCAUGGUGGUGACCUUCACCUCCCUGCAGGAGACAGUAAAACUCACUGUGUCCGCCACCAACUGUCCCCAUGGGAUAACUCAAGAUAAACGGCCGACCCAGAGAACCAGCAACUUGGACGACAAGGCGUCCAAGAUGAGCCGAGCCCUGGCGGACAUCAAGAAGCGGUUUCAGAAGACGGUGUCCCAGUUCAUGAAUUCCAUCUUGCUGGCGGCAGGCCUGUUCACCAUACAAUAUCCCGUAAAGGAAGAGGCAGAAAUCGGUCAAGCCAGGAUAAAACCCGGGCCCUAUCCGGACCGGGGCACCAGGCCAAAUUUAUACUCAGAAAUUUUAUUACGAUCUCAGUCGUUCCGACCUGCCUCCUCGAUUACAGAGUCUUCCAAGGAAGAACCGCGGUCUGCUCCUGUGAGCCCUGCUCGGAAGAAGCCAGCCAAGAUCCGGUCCAGAGCCGCCCUCAGGUCGCGGGGGAAGGCCCGAGAAGCGCCCCGCAGCCCCACCAGGUGGGCAGCGCCACCCUCUGACUGCCCGCUGGUGCUGCGGAAGCUCAUCCGCAAGGAAGACACCAGGGCAGGCUGCAGGUGCCUAGUGAGGCCGCCCCAGGUCUCCGACGUGGAGUUGGAGCGCUUCCUGGCCGCGCCCCGAGACCCCAACCAGAUCCUGGUGUUCGGCAUCAUCUCCAGCCAGAGCCCCACCGUGACAGCGCAACUGCAGUGGCUGCUGGACACCCUGUACAGCCACAGGCAGCAGGGCCGCGGCUCGCCCUGCAUCCAGUGCCAGCGUGACCCCUACCGCCUGCUGCGCUACGACCUGGACAGCCCCCUGCAGAAGGACCCGCCCCUGCUGGUGAGGAAGCACGCCGUGCUGCAGGGCAUGAUCCUGAUGUUCGCUGGGGGGAAGCUCCUCUUUGGGGGCUGUGUCUUGAAUGGUUACGGCUACAGCCGGCAGAAUCUGCUGAAACAGAUCUUCAGAGCACGGCAGGAUUGCAAAGCCGGCCACUUCCUGCCUGAGGACUACAAAUUUAGCAUUUCACCCUCCGCGUCUAGCCCGGAAGACCCUGACCUGGCCAAGAAGUCAAAGUCGGGAGACAUCCAAGGAAGCUUCUCCUCCUUAGCUCUGUGGGACAAGGUGGAGAGGGACCCUUCUCCUGAACCUGAGAAGUAG
This is a messenger RNA of Condylura cristata (star-nosed mole), 2631 nucleotides long. It is a transcript of the gene FAM194C, whose product is annotated as chromosome unknown open reading frame, human C3orf20. The record is from RefSeq and is a predicted model, not a curated record. Bases 1 to 2631 code for a protein of 876 amino acids. The transcript has 16 exons. NCBI's taxonomy places the organism in Eukaryota, Metazoa, Chordata, Mammalia, Eulipotyphla, Talpidae.